GAGCUUCUUGUGGAGUUGUCACCGUUUAUUUAUUUUUUGGGUGUAAUCCAUGUCGACGGACGGAAAUUGGACCGGAGUUGUUAAUGUUCCGCUUGAUCGUCAACUUUGAUCCACAGAGCAUUACUUCGUAAAGUAGUUAAAUUAAGCCAUGAGCCGGUUCUCUGGUACAAUUGACAUUCUAUUGAUCAAUCCCAUACCAAUAUCGGGUUCAAAUUAUGAGUGAAGGAAGCCGAAAAAUGCCAGGCCGAUCCGAGCCUUAUGAAUACUCUUUCAUCCCCGGCCCCGCUCCCGUCACCGACUCAGAAUUUCAAGGACCAAUUCAACAGGAUAUCGUCGACACGAUUGAGCAAUGGAAUUACGAUAAUAGCUAUAACGAUCCAGAUUUUGGGUAUAUAGUUCCACUACCGGUGAACACUCUGGAAAGCCAGUAUGCAUCCGACACAUCGAGAUCAUCUCGUGAUCCUAACAGCUUGGAACGAUCCUCCGUGACUGAGGAAUCUUUACUAGAUCUGCUAGAUGGUUCACACACCAUCGAAAAAACUACAAAUAUAACAAAAAAGCCCAAGCCUCAACAACUACCAGAAGCGCUCAAGUACUUAGCACCAGUACCUACUCAAAGAGAUAAUUCUCAUCAAUCUGUCAAGAUCCAAUCGAGGAACCCUCAACAAUCCACAACCGAUGAGCUACUAUCUCUUCGACAACCUCCUUCACAUUCUCGUUAUCCUGAAAAACAAGCUCAAGAUGCACAAACGAUUUCUUAUCAACCUUCUACGACAAAUCCCACAACUCUCGCAGUUGUAAAUGACCCAUUCCUGUACGGUGAUGUUGAUGUGUUUUCGCAGCCACUGGAAAUCCAAUUAGGUCCAGUACCACCAGCUUCAUUAUCCAAAGGAAAACGAAAACAAUCUUUCAGCCCUUCCCCGUCGCCGGGUCCUGAAUCAUCACGCCCAAGAAGGGUCGCAAAUGCCAAGCGUCGGCGCGAUUUCAAUUCUUCUGCUUCUUCACAACCUUCAUUUGGCACUGAAUGGUGGGAAAGUGAUGCCUCACUUUGCUGGAGGUGCCGCAAGCAUAAUGCAAACCACCUGAUAUCAGGAUUUUGUGAUUCUUGCAUCCGAGUAUCAAACUUUAAUGUCGCUCCAAGUACUCAAGGGACGAGAACGGAGAAUCUAGAAAGCCUGGUCUUAUACCUAUUACCAUCACAUGUGGAAGAGAAUCUUCGCGCCAUUCCUCGAAAUACACUAAAAACCAAAACUUGGCGUAUGUUUUCGGCUGAAAGAGCCGAAAAAGCCUUCGAUCACGAUUUUGAAAAUACCGUAUUUAGAGAUCAUUUCGUCUUAGCACAAGAGCAGGCUCGUUCAACCGGAGUCUUUGAUGAAAAAUACUCAGAUCUAAUGGCCAUAGCUCAAUCAUACCAGGAAUCCAUUCUCCAACCUAACAAAUCUCUCGAAGCUUCUUGCAGGAUUCUAAUCGAAUGUUGCGAAUUGUACAAAUGUUUCAUUACAACGACGAUGCCGCCAGCUCCAAUUCCAGUUCUCAAUCUCCUCGAAAAGAUCCGCACCACACGUAGCACGAUGCGUAGAGCUUUCAAGGAAUACCAGGCACUCGCACUUGCUCCCUCUGACUUUCGCUCUCGGCGCGAUUGGCUACCUUCAUUUCUUUCCGCGUGUUCUCUUGCAAUAUCGGCAGUUGUGUUUAUAGAUAUGAUGGUAGCGGUCCCAUCACCCUACAAAGAGAGAAUAUGGGGUGUGGCGUGGCAAGAGAGAAUAACUCAAAUCAGACAUGGAGGAUAUGGGAUGAUGCUGGAAGUUUUGAGAGCAAACACGAAGAAUGUAAAUCCUUUGGAAUUGAGUUGCUGGGAUCAGGAUUUUGGAAUGGAUACAAACUUCCAAGCAUUGAACAAUGCUUAUGAUCCUGUCGCUGGGAAUCAAUACAUGAAUGCACAGUACAACACUGGUUACGGACUCGAUCCUUCCUCUAACCCACAGUUUUCCUAUGGACUCGCAACACCUACAACGCAAGACUUCGCUCCUGAUAUUAUGUACGCGAAUUUGGAUUACGAUCAAGCUUACUAUAACAACUGGCAACAAAUGCAGCUCAGAAUGCAAAAACAAGCAAAAGCGGAGGAAGAGAGAAGGAUCUUGCUGGGAGAUACUUCACCAGAGGCACUGCAAGGAAUGAUCGCGGUGAAAACCUGGCAGAUGAGAAACUUCGAACAUUUGAAGUUGGGCGAGAAUAUUUUCAAAAAGGAUCUGUAUAGACAAGCGACUAUCAAUCCGAUUGCGGGCUUGUGGAGAAUUUUCGAUAUGAAGUGAGGAAUGGAUGGGAAGAAAGAAAUGUUUGAAUCAUGAUUUGGUACUUGAAUCCAAAUUGUGAAAGAGACAUGAAGGAUUGAGACGAAUUGGAUGGCUUACUUCAUUCACUGAUUUCCUUUCCAAGUAGCAGGCCUAUAGAAUUUUAUUUGUAGUUUCUAAUAAUGAGUAUUUCUAUCAAGCUUUCACAUCAUCUCUGUUCAGUCUUAUUACAUUGGAUCAGGACCUGGAAGUUUCCAACUCCAAGGAUAAUUAUCGUGGUAUUUA
Molecule: messenger RNA, 2576 nt
Organism: Botrytis cinerea B05.10
Lineage: Eukaryota; Fungi; Ascomycota; Leotiomycetes; Helotiales; Sclerotiniaceae
Exons: 5
Coding region: 216-2312 (698 amino acids)
Source: RefSeq, a predicted model, not a curated record